AUGAAAUGGUGGUUCGGAAAUGGGGGAAGAAGGAGCUUCCCUUUCUCUAUGAGUGUGUGGGGUGGGAGAGGAAGUAGGAGCCUGCGUUCAGACGCGGCGUUGGAAGCCAUAGCAAAAGCUUCGGAAGAUAAAGUUCCCAACAUAGUUCUCUACAAUUACCCUUCCUUUUCUGGAGCAUUCUCCGCUCUCUUUGCUCACCUCUUCCACACUCGUCACAAUCUCCCAUCCCUCAUAUUGCCCUUCUCUUCUGUCCCCUCUCUCGCUUUCAGUUCUACUUUAUGUGCUUUACUUCACUUUGAGCCUGAAAACUUGACAUGGGGUGCUGCAAAGUUGUGGUUUUUGGAUGAUCCCUUCGUGAUCUCUCAUAUUUGUGACAACAGGGUUGAUGAUUUGUGCAUUGAUGGCCUUGAGACAUGUUAUCUACUUGACUUUAUUCCUCCAAAGGAGUUCCUUUUCGACCUUUCCCGGAAAUCAAAAUGCAAGGUUAUUGGGUUUGAUCAUCGGAAAUCAGUACUUAGACAUAUCCCCCCUGUCAAUGUUUGCCCUGAGAAUAUUAUGAUUAAUGUAAACCUUGAGAAGAGUAGCUCCAGGGCAGUUUAUGAGUACUUCGCUGGCAAACAUGUGGAUGUUAACAUUUCUUACGAUCAAGCUCCAUGUUUGGUGGACUCAAAAGACAAAGGCCGAGUGGAGCUAAUUCUUAAGUAUAUUGAGGAUGGAGAUCUUCGCCGAUGGAGCUUGCCUGACAUUAGGGUCUUUAAUAUUGGACUGAGUGAAUGGCGGUCAAGGUUUAACUGCAUUUCUAAUCCAUACAUGUAUAAGCAGUUGCUGGAAUUAAGUACUGAAGUUUUAAUUGCUAAAGGAUAUUCAUAUCUUUCAGCUCGCCAAAAUGCUGCAAGCAAAUUGCUGGAAAAGGUAUUCAGGGUUCGACUGGGCAGAGGAUUUUAUGGAGAGUGCCUGGGAGUUCGUGCAGAUGGGAAUUCCAACUUAAGUGAUGAAAUUGGCAAGCUUCUUAGUUUAAAAAGUGCUGCUACUGGUCUUAGGCCAAUAGGAGCUGUGAUAUUCAUGCAAAGGAAUAGUCUCAAAAUGUGCUUGCGUAGCACUGAUACUUCAACUGAUACCUCUGAAGUUGCAAAGGCGUAUGGCGGAGGUGGUUCCCCAAGCUCCAGCUCCUUCAUUAUAAGGAUGGAUGAGUAUAACCAAUGGAUUACAGGGAAUUCAUCUUGA
Molecule: messenger RNA, 1224 nt
Organism: Sphenostylis stenocarpa
Lineage: Eukaryota; Viridiplantae; Streptophyta; Magnoliopsida; Fabales; Fabaceae
Source: the annotation of a GenBank genome assembly